AGCUAGCUAGCUGGAGCUGAGGUUAGAAACAGAAAGGGAAAGAUUGUGUGCUGGAGUCCUGCGGUGACGGUGCAGUAGGCUACACGGUUAUUGUUUCUUUUCCAAAUAGGUUCUUGGUUUUUAGCUGUAGUAUCAAAAGAAGGACAUCAUCUUUACUCGGCAAACCAGUCAUUGACUGUUGUCUGAAGACGAGAUUGGACUCAUCAGGUUUUCAAGCCCUGCAACAAAAGACGAAAAGCCUGCUUCUAAGGGACUGGCUGUCCUGUUUACCGUUAGUCAGCUGAAGAUAAUAGCUGCCUAACGUGUUUAGAACGGCAUUUAGUAACAUCGGAUCGUGUGUCUUUCAGUGCAGACAGAAUGACGUCUAGGAAGAAAGUUCUACUCAAAGUGAUCAUCCUGGGAGACUCUGGAGUGGGGAAGACCUCUCUGAUGAAUCAAUAUGUGAAUAAGAAGUUUAGCAAUCAGUACAAAGCAACAAUAGGAGCUGAUUUCUUGACAAAAGAGGUGAUGGUGGAUGACCGACUCGUCACAAUGCAGAUUUGGGAUACUGCAGGCCAGGAACGAUUCCAGUCCCUAGGAGUAGCAUUCUACCGCGGUGCAGACUGCUGCGUUCUGGUGUUCGAUGUGACCGCUCCAAACACUUUUAAGACCCUAGACAGCUGGAGAGACGAGUUCUUGAUUCAGGCCAGCCCACGUGAUCCAGAGAACUUCCCCUUUGUGGUGCUUGGCAACAAGAUAGACCUUGAGAACAGACAGGUGACGACUAAGCGAGCACAGGCAUGGUGUCAGAGCAAGAACAACAUCCCCUACUUUGAGACGAGCGCUAAGGAAGCCAUUAAUGUGGAACAAGCCUUCCAAACCAUAGCACGCAAUGCCCUUAAGCAGGAAACAGAGGUGGAGCUGUACAAUGAGUUCCCUGAGCCUAUCAAACUGGACAGAAACGAGCGGGCCAAGCCAUCAGCGGAGACAUGCAGCUGCUGAGAAUCCUGGAACCCUUGGUGGUGGGGGGCUCUGUUGUAGACUCCCCCGCCCCGUCCCCCCUCCCCACACCCUCUCUGGCCUUGUCUCUCCCCUCUGCCACCCCCACACAAUCUCUCUCUCCUUACCCUGACCCCCACACCCACUUUCCCCCAAUAUUAUAACUGGCCUUUGUAGAGCAAGCAGGCUUCCUCUCGUAGAGUACACCGUACAUGUUAAUGCACUCACAUUCAUAUACUCAAAGACACUUAAACUCAAGAGGCUAACAUGUAAGCUCGAAGACCACCAAAAUAAGUCAAAACCUUUUUGGUAAAUAUGUGUGUGAUUAUCUUUAAAAAAAAAAAUAAUAAUAGCCCUUUUAACCCUGCUCUGUCACAACUCUGGACACCUGUUUUGUUUAGUUCUUUUUCCUGCCCUUCUCUAUGUGUAAAGCUCACGUCCCUGCAACACUUGAAAGGGGGUUAGGGACUUCCUCAUUGAUUUGCUCCCAAACUGUACACAUGGAGAAUUGAGAUGUGAAGGAUAUGUAAUUUAUCUCCGUACGUGAGCUGAGGAGGUUACAAGUGUAUCUACAUGUAUAGCCACCUCUACAGCUCUUAAAACAUACAUGGAGGCUAGCAUGAGUCGUUUCAGUGGUGAACCGGGCGGCAAGAUUGGGGAAAGAAGCCUGAAAGCUUUUAAUUUCUGCACUUUGUUGACUUGUAAACCUUUACAAAGCACCUCAUUUGCAGCCUAUACCGAGAUAGAAACUACCAUUUCAGUUCAAACUUAAGGUUAGAGGUAUGGAUUUAAAACACUGCCCCGAUUACUGACAAGUACUGACCUGCUUUAUCCCUAUGUAAAAGCGCCCUACCUUUUUAAAGCUUUUUUCAUUGGUUUCAUUCUCAUGACUCAUCAGUGAAUGAACAGGUCUACCACACGUAGCUGACCAGUCACAAAUUCCCUGACUAAUUGGGUGGUGUUUUUUUUUUUUUUUUGUCAUAUGAUUUCAAACAUUAAAGACACGUGUUUGGUCAUUUGAACAUGGCUUGUGAAAAGGCUUUUUAAAAGGUGCCCUGGUCUGUCAUCCAAUGCCAUACGAAGCUGUACCUGUAGAUGAACCCUGAGUAAGAAGGAACUAAUCAAACACCCCAAUCAAAUAGCCAAUCACAUGUCAGGGAGGAAAGCAAAAUGUUUUUUUCUUUGUGUAUGAAUACGACUCACUACUACUACUACUACUACUACUAGUACUAGUACUACUAUGACAAUUAGUACUUCUAUAUUGUCUACUUUUUUAUUGUCUACUUUCAUGUCGUAAGAGUUUGUAUAACUGCAAAUCUGUUUGUUUGUCGAUCUGUGGCAAAGGCCAAAGGCCUCGGUCUUACCAUAUCUCACUUUGUGUCUGCCGGUAGCUCAGGUUGGCAAAGAAUUUAAGUGCUUGAUAUCACUCGGAUCUUUUACUGUCUGUUCAUACAUUAUUAUUAUUAUUAUUAUUGUUGUUAUUAUUAUUAUUGAAAAUUUUGACUUGCAUUACAUAGACAAACACAGAACUCGAUAAAAGAUGGGGAAAAUGUUCAAGCAUUCAUCAUUGAAAUUAAUUAAACCAUACAUGCACAGCA
This is a messenger RNA of Sardina pilchardus (European sardine), 2576 nucleotides long. RefSeq names its product RAB7a, member RAS oncogene family (gene rab7a). Lineage: Eukaryota; Metazoa; Chordata; Actinopteri; Clupeiformes; Clupeidae. Gene Ontology annotation, molecular function: GTP binding; GTPase activity. Gene Ontology annotation, cellular component: late endosome; phagocytic vesicle; lysosome. The record is from RefSeq and is a predicted model, not a curated record. The transcript is spliced from 6 exons. Bases 358 to 981 code for a protein of 207 amino acids. Gene Ontology annotation, biological process: endosome to lysosome transport; phagosome-lysosome fusion.